AUGAUUGAUGAAAAUUUGCCAACGUUCUUUCUCAAGACCAAUCCUAAGACGCCUCAGCAGAAUACGAUAUAUCAUAGUCAUCAUGGCAAUGACCCUGAGCCAGCAUAUACUCUUCGUUCCCUCGACCCGACCGCCCCCUCGUCACAAAAUCGCUACGGUGUUGCCCUUUACGACCCCUACGUCCCGGAUAUCGUAUUUGGGGAAGUGGCCGUAGUUCCUGCAUGGACCCAACCAAGCCUUUCAGCAGAGAAUAUUCGUGCCAAUGGUGGCAACGUACCGCCUCCAGAACCUAUCCUGCCAACGGAAUUCACUAUUAAUCUCUACAAUCCCGACCAGGAGAUUGUCGUUCGCCACCAAUCAAAGACAUGGAACAAACCUGCGCAAUGGAUGUUUGAAAUGCCGCAGCGUACAUUUCGGGUUCCCUCAUCUUCAAGACUUGAUCGUACGCAGAUUGACCCAUCCAUCUCAGACGUGACGCCGAAGCUUCGCUUCAGCUGGCGUAAGGAUGGAAAGCUGUCAAAGGACAUGUCAUGUCUGUUGCAUGGCAAGUCAUCCAGUAUCCCUGAGACAAAAAGCAAAUCACGCGAGCCUGAUAUCACAGUGGCGCUUUUCCAAGGCUUGCGUGAGCUCACUCUUUACGAACCGAAUCUCUACCGUGUUGAAAUGGAAGAUUUCAAGGGUCUAGAGGUUGUUCUAUUACUAGCCGCUGUUGCUAUCCGAGACAUCUUCUUUGGCCCUGCGAAGGAGGCAUUCCACAUUGUUCCAGGCGGUCCGGCCUUGAUCAACGGUCGACCGCAGACUGCGCCGCCGGGCCGAAAGAGCCCGGCUAAUCAGACGUCGAAGUCGAGUCCACAUUCAAAGCAUCCACCAACAGGUUUGACCAUUCAAACAGACCCAACCUCUCUGCAUGAUCCCGGACGGCAGACUCAGCUUGCACAGGAAGAAGCGCGUCGCACUGAGGAGCUUCUUGCAUCCGAGAAACGAGCACAGGAACAGGCCCGGCGUCAGCAACAAGAAGAUAUUGACAAAGAGACCAAAAGGUUACAAGAGAUCUACGGCCAAGAAGAGCAGAAAGCACGAUUGCAGAACCCCAGCGAUCCAGGAUCUCCUGCACGGCCAAAUCUACCACCCCGACAAAGUGGGCCGCCUCAUCCAUACCCCCACCAGUAUUCACAGUCCCUCGCUCAUCUCCCUCCCCAACCUACUCCCCAGCCUCCCUGGCAAUCUCGCCCACAACAUCCUCAGCGAGUACCCGUCCCUGCACAAAGCCAUAGCCCAUAUCUUACCUCUCCCGGUGGAUUGGAUCCCCGAGCUCAAUCGACUUCACAUAUCAUGCCGUCCCACCCUACCCACUCUCAUCCCCCACCUAUUCGGCGCCAAUCUAUGGCAGGAUUCAAUCAACAGAUUACUAGUAGCGGGGCUCUACAAGUAUCGCCUCAGCCCACGCAGCAGCAACAACAACAACCGCAGCUGCAGCCUAAAAAAAGCAGUUUCUUUGGUUUUUCGCGUAACAAGGAGGAACCCCCCAGGAACCGAUUGGACAAGAAGCGGAGUUCCAUGUUUUUUUCAUAG
Messenger RNA from Penicillium taxi, 1572 nucleotides. RefSeq lists its product as uncharacterized. The record is from RefSeq and is a predicted model, not a curated record. The coding region runs from base 1 to 1572 and encodes 523 amino acids. NCBI's taxonomy places the organism in Eukaryota, Fungi, Ascomycota, Eurotiomycetes, Eurotiales, Aspergillaceae. The transcript has 2 exons.